GAAUAUAGAAACGAUAGUUGACAAUGAUAUUAUCACAAACAAAUGAAUAAAAUAUUCAAAGCGACUCGAACCGACUCAACGUCUCAACGUCAGCAGUGAGAUGACGCGGAUUGUCAUGGAACUACAUGUCAUAUUCAUUCAUUAUAAAGGAGGUGGAGCAGAAAAAGGAAAAGAAGAAAAGAGCAGAGAAAGAGAGAGGGAGUAUUUGGAAGGUGUAGCAAACCGCAGUAACCAUGCAGCAGUCGACCAUGCCGUCUUCCGUAGCGCAUCAACAUCAACCAAUUCGCGCAUCUGCCGUACACCCGCACAAAAGGAAGCUGACCGAGCGGGAGAUACAAGAGUUACACCAGGAACUGGAGAUCGACGACCACAUAAUAGCUUUGGAGACUCUGCACGCGAGGUUGGGCACAAACCCGAAAAUGGGCCUGACGAGAGAGCAAGCGCGCAAAAUUAUGGAGCGAGACGGACCGAACGCCCUGUCACCGCCUAAAGUCACGCCAGAAUACAUCAAGUUUUUCAAGUGCAUGUUCCAUGGAUUCGCCUCGCUGCUCUGGGUCUGCGCGAUUCUAUGCUUCGUCUUAUAUGGCGUCACUCAUUUAACGCACGAGGUCGACGUCGGCAUCGCUUGGCUAGGCAUAAUCAUCGUUAUGAUAUGCAUCACCUCCGGUGUGUUCGCAUAUAUACAGGAGAGCAAGAACAUCAAAGUAAUGGAGUCGUUCAAGAAGAUGGUGCCGACCUUUGCGACCGUGAUCCGCGACGGGGUGAAACUGCGGCUGGCCACGGAGGAGUUGGUCUUGGGCGAUCUGGUGGAGAUCCGCAUGGGAGACAAGAUACCGGCCGACAUCAGGAUAAUCGAGUGCCGCGGGCUCAGGGUCGAGAACUCGAGCAUCACCGGCGAGAGUGAGCCAGUGGCACGCACCGAUUAUCCCACCGAUAGAAAUCCUCUCGAGUCCGCCAAUCUGGCCUUUUCCACGUCGUUCGCUGUAGCAGGUGACGGCAGAGGGAUCGUAAUCGCGACGGGCGAUCGCACCAUGAUAGGUCGUCUGGCCGGUUUAACGUCACAACUCGCUAAAAUCGAGACGCCGAUUGCCAAGGAGAUCAGACAUUUCGUCGAGAUAAUCACGAUCGUGGCCAUUCUAUGCGGUCUGGUAUUUUUCGGUCUCUCGUUGCUGCUCGAGCCCAAUAUCGUACGGGCGUUCACCUAUCUGCUCGGCAUAGUUAUCGCCAAUGUACCGGAGGUACUGUUGGUGACCGUGACGACGGUGUUGACGCUGACCGCUCAAAAAAUGGCGAGCAAGAACUGCCUGGUGAAGAACUUGGAAGCGGUCGAGACCCUAGGCUCUACCUCAGCGAUCUGCUCCGACAAGACGGGCACGCUCACGCAGAACAAGAUGUCCGUGUCUAAUCUCUGGUUCGGCCACACCAGGUACAAUUUUCCGCCGGGCGAGAGAAUCGGCGCCGAGAGAGAUCUGCUGUUCGAGAAGCCGGCCUUCGGCGCGAUGCUACGAGCCGCGACCCUCUGUCUGCGCGCUGAAUUCACCGCAGAGUCCUUCAUGCUGGCACCGAUCGAGGAGCGCGAGAUUAUCGGUGACGCGUCCGAGACAGGUAUCCUCAAGUUCUGCGAGCACAUCCAUUCAACGCAGAGGUAUCGCGAGGCUUGUCCCAAAGUCGCCGAGAUUCCCUUUAGCUCCACGACCAAGUAUCAGAUGUCGAUACACCGUGACGCGCCCCGGGACGGCGGCUACACAAUGAUCCUGAAGGGCGCGCCGGAAGUGAUUCUCGACAAUUGCACGACGAUUCUGAUGGCGAGCGGGGAGACGAAGGAGAUGACCGCCGACGAUCACGUGCUAUCUCGCCGAGCCUGCACCGAGUUGGGCUAUCUCGGCGAACGUGUCCUCGCGUACUGCGAUCUUCAACUGCCCGCGAGUACGUACGGGCCAACGUACAAGUUCGACACGGAUUCGCCCGAGUCCUAUAACUUUCCCGUCAAGGGAUACAGAUUCGUCGGGCUAAUAAGCUUGCAGGAUCCUCCGAGGCCUGGCGUACCCGAGGCGGUACAAAAGUGUCGUACCGCCGGUAUCAAGGUGAUUAUGGUGACGGGCGAUCAUCCAGUGACGGCGAUGGCGAUCGCCAAGAAGGUGGGUAUUAUAAGCGAAGGUCACGAGACUCAUUACGAGCGAGCGAUUCUGCAGAACAAGUCUUACUCGCAAGUGAGCGACUCGCUGCAAGUGGCCGCCGUCGACGCGACAGAUGCUGGUGGUGCCGCGAUCGUAAUCACCGGUGCUGAAUUGAGGAACAUGGACGCAGACGAGCUGGACAACAUUAUACGAUGUUACGAGGAGAUUGUGUUCGCUAGGACGUCGCCGCAGCAAAAGCUACUAAUCGUCGAGAGCUGCCAACGGCUGGGAGAGAUCGUUGCGGUUACCGGCGACGGAGUCAACGAUUCACCGGCGCUGCGCAAGGCCGACAUAGGAGUAGCGAUGGGGAUCGCUGGCUCUGACGUUGCUAAAAAUGCCGCGGACAUGAUACUCAUGGAUGACAAUUUCGCGUCGAUCGUUACCGGCGUGGAGGAAGGCCGCUUGAUAUUUGACAAUUUGAAGAAAUCGAUCGCGUACACGUUAACGUCAAGCGUGCCAGAGAUGUUGCCAAUGUUGAGCGGUUUGUUGUUCGCGAUUCCCCUACCGCUGGUCAUCGAACUGGUCAUCUGCAUAGACGUCGGCACCGACCUGGUCCCCGCGAUCGCUCUGGCCUACGAAAAGGCCGAGUCCGACAUAAUGCGCCGGGCACCGAGAAAUCCUCAGUACGACAAACUGGUCAACAAGCGUUUGAUAUCCAUCACCUACGGCCAGAUAGGUAUGACGCAGUCAUUGGCCGGAUUUUACACUUACUUCAUGGUGCUCAUGAUGAAUGGCUUUAUGCCUGAUCGUCUGUUGGGCUUACGAAUAGAAUGGGAAAAUCCAUCGAUAAACGAUCUACAAGAUUCCUGGGGCCAGACGUGGACCUACGAAAACAGAAUGAAUCUCUUGAUGGAGGCGCAAAGCGGAUAUUUUCUUUCCAUCGUUAUAACGCAAAUGAUAGAUCUGGUCAUGUGCAAGACCAGGCGCAAUUCUAUCUUUCAACAAGGAAUGUCCAACUGGUUUGUUAAUUUUUCCUUUGUUUUCGAAGUUAUUUUAACGGGGAUGUUGCUCUACGUUCCAGGCACAGAAUACGUAUUGAAGACUAUGCCACUGAUGGCUUACUGGUACUGGCCCUGCUUGCCGCUCGGUGUAUUUCUUUGGGUCUACGACGAAUUGAGACGUUUGUGUAUUCGUCUCUUUCCAGGUGGAAUUAUGGAAAGAGAAACAUACUAUUAAAACUCUUCUUCCUUCCAUUUCCCCACGAUCCCUCACGAGAUAGUUAAAUAAAGCGCACAAGCCGACAUCGAUGCAGCGAUCUUUACGUGUGUCGUUUACAAUCAAAUCAAUUAGAUGUAACCGUUAUUAUAACAGUUUUUUAUUAUCAAUUGGAAAAAUAAUCGUUACCAUGAUUGAAUAAUCGUUAUCCUGUCCACGAGAUCUCGUGUUUCUCUCUUUUUCUCUUUUUAUUUAUAUAUCAAUAGUAAAAAUUAGACUUACAGCACA
This is a messenger RNA of Monomorium pharaonis (pharaoh ant), 3620 nucleotides long. RefSeq names its product sodium/potassium-transporting ATPase subunit alpha-like. Gene Ontology annotation, molecular function: ATP hydrolysis activity; P-type sodium:potassium-exchanging transporter activity; ATP binding. Gene Ontology annotation, biological process: intracellular sodium ion homeostasis; potassium ion import across plasma membrane; sodium ion export across plasma membrane. The coding region runs from base 234 to 3353 and encodes 1039 amino acids. The record is from RefSeq and is a predicted model, not a curated record. The transcript is spliced from 2 exons. NCBI's taxonomy places the organism in Eukaryota, Metazoa, Arthropoda, Insecta, Hymenoptera, Formicidae. Gene Ontology annotation, cellular component: membrane.